This is a messenger RNA of Penicillium angulare, 3444 nucleotides long. RefSeq lists its product as uncharacterized. The coding region runs from base 1 to 3444 and encodes 1147 amino acids. NCBI's taxonomy places the organism in Eukaryota, Fungi, Ascomycota, Eurotiomycetes, Eurotiales, Aspergillaceae. The transcript is spliced from 5 exons. Gene Ontology annotation, molecular function: protein binding. The record is from RefSeq and is a predicted model, not a curated record.
AUGGCGGGAGGCAAUGCCGAGAAGGGACAACGCUACAUCGUGGCCUUGGACCAGGCGCGGGCCCAAGGGAAAUGGGAAGAAGUCCCUGAAUUGAUCCGAAAGGUCACCAAGCACGCCCCGAACCGAACUUGUGUCAUUCAAACUGCAACUGCCGAAUCUCGAGUCGUAGCAUAUUUGCAGCAAAAGACAACUACCGAAUCCGCAUCUACGCCUAAUUUGCCUGAACUGAUUCCCGCUUUGUUGACAACGAUUGAGAACAAUGACGGCACCCCGCAGGAGAUCGUACAGGCUCGUGUAUGCCUAGGAUGGAUCCAUUGGACUCUUAAUGAGCCGGGUUUAGCGGCCAGUCGACUUCCUAAGGACUUCACAGGCACUAUUGAUGCUCUCUUGAACGAAGGACAUGACCUAUCUAUGUGGACUGAGGUCUGUUUGGUCAAGGGAUGUUAUAUUAAGGGCUCUGCGCAGUCAACAGUUGCAAGCAUUGGUGAAACUUUGGAGACUUUCGCAGCCUUAAUCCCGUGGCUCAGUAACGGCAAGCUCACCACCAAUGCCAAUUCCCAGUUUCUGAGCUGGACCGAGACACUACUUGGGAAGGGAGCUGUGAUGGCCAGCGAAGAAGCCGGCACGGCCACACCAUACUCAGAUCCAAGACACGUGGAGAUUGCACUUCGGCUGUUUAGGCUGUGGUCUGUGCAUCCUGCGGUCAAGGGGGGCGCUGGCUCUCCCAAGGCUGCAUAUGCAGGUGCUCCAGGCCAACCCUCACGUACAUCGAUCUGGAAGUCUUAUUAUCUCUUCCUUACAAUUGUACUCCAGGAUGCCUUGGCCUACCCAUCUCCACACGAUGGGCCAGGCCGCCCGCAGCUUGCUAGUGAAUUGCGUCGAGUUGAGGCCAUCUGUGAGGGCAACCUUCUCAGGGAGGUCAAGUUUCCCACUGCUAGCUCCGACAACUCACAGGUUGAAGAAUGGAUAGAGCAAGUGAUUGGCAACUGGGAGGUAUUAUGCGGCCCUCAGUGGCAGGACAAUGAUCUCGGUGAUGGAGGUCAAGCUGUCGUGGGUCGCAAUGUCCUUGAUAUUCUAUACCGCGCGGCAACAAAAACAUACCAUUCGCACCUGAUUUUAAGACGACUAUUCCAUGUCCACUCGGCGCUGGCAGAGUUCGACCUUGCUAUGCGGGCACUGGAUUCUUACAUCGAGAUUGUCACUGGCGCCAAAGAGCGAGCUAAGAAGUCGGCCGAAUACGGAGAACUAGAGAAGGAUGAGAUUUUGUUACAAACGCUGUCCGAGGGUAUCAUUUUAUUGAGCUCUUUGGGGUCCUACGAGGAAGCAGAGAAAGCCAAGAAUUUGACGGAACUUAUCAGAGAGUAUACCGAUAGCCAGGUGACAAGUCAAACAGAGGGUCAGAGCAACGGGAAGCUCCUACUUUCACAUGGUCCUAACUGUACCAAUUCUCCAGAUAUCCCUGUCGCCGUACUAGCAAUAUCCUACCGAGCGAUCGGGGUUGGUCUCGCCAAUUGGGCUAGCUACACCCCCCUUAAUGAGGCCCGAGACGAGAUCCGGAGUGAAGCAAUUGAGUACUUGGAGAAAAGUAUUGACCCUGAGCUCGGUCAAGAGACUAGUUUCGCUUCUCUAUAUACACUGGCCCUUACGUUGGCUGAAAACAGAGAUCUGGAUAGCGCUAUCGAUUAUGCAAAGUCCGCUCUAGCUUCACACAACUCGUCUCCUGUGGCCGAGGACCUUUCUAAACAGCGAGAUCUUGUGCCGCUAUGGCAUCUUCUCGCAUUGUUGCUUAGUGCCAAGCAAGAGUUUGACAUCGCUGAGCGAUCAUGUGAGGCAGCGUUUGAGCAUUUCCCCGCAGAUAUUUUCCCCAAAGCUCAUCGCGAGCGACGUUCAUCAAGACAUUCCCAAAAUGGGCCUGGGGGCACAAAGCGCUCUCUAAUCAGCCGAUUGCAGGGUCGGGAGAAGGAGCGUAUUCUCCAAACUCGCAUUACACAGCUCGCAUUCACCGAAGUCCUAGAAGGUCCCGAGGCCGCUGUCAACCAGAGUGAACAGCUACUUGGUCUCUUCGGCAAUCUCUUCCAUGAGCUGGAGCUCGAAGAAGGUCCAAAGAAGUCAGAUCAUCUGGUCCCACCAAAGAGUUCUGCAGGCACGACCAAGAGCUUCCGCAGCAGUAUCUUCCAUCGAAACCGGGCAUCCCAACUACCUGAACGCCAUGCCGAUCGAUCGACGAGCUCGCAAUCUGCAGUGCCACCAGUCCCAUCGCUUCCAAACGGCCACUCUUCCGACGCCCCAGAGAUCCAAGUGACGGACGAAGACCCUGAUCAGAGUCCAAGGCUUGGACGAUCAGACUCCAAAAAGUUAAGAAAGAGAAGCGGCAGUUCCCAUAGACCUGAUAGAUCACGAGGUCAAGAUUCAUCUACGCCCCGCGAAGAUGAGGUGGGCAUUGCAGUGUCUGGAAACUCUACACCGGUGCUUCGGGAUUACUCCCAAUCCCCUCUUGCCAACCAGCCUCUUCAGCCAAUUGCUCAUAAUGUGCACCACCAGUUGCAACCGCAACCCGUUGGCCAUGAGGAUCAACCCCCGCGGCAAGAUCUUAGACUUCCCUCUUGUCAUAGAUUCGAUUCGCCUACAAACGCCACCACCACAUUUUCUACCAUUCAAUCUAAGAAACAUGCACUCGCUUUGCUCGUCAAAAUCUGGUUAAUCAUCGCUGGACUCUACCGCCGAGCAUCUUUAUUCGAUGACGCACGUGAGGCCUGUGAGGAAGCAUUAAAGCAAACUACGCGGAUGGAAGCCUUAGCCUCAACCGAGGAGUCUUCGGCUCGUCAUCUCAGCUCACGAGGUUGGACUGCUGCCAAGAGCCCGGAGGAACUCUGGGCGGAGGUCUAUACCGAAGAGGGACUCCUAUGUCAGGCCUUGGGAAAGCCUCACCAGGCUAUGAAAUACUACGAAGAUGCACUCCUCCGCCAUCCAGAACACCCAAUAGCAACUAUUGCACUUGCAAAUCUCCUUCUGGAUAUUUGGGACCAAAAGCUUGCACCCGAGUCGGCAAAAACAGACGUGGACAUCAAUGUCUCCCGUCUCUCCCUUUUAUCUGAUAGUGACAAGUUGAAGGCCGCCCGUGCCAUUUCGGCUGAUGAGCUCAAGACCCCCGAGGUGGCUGAAAUCCCAACACCUGUCUCAGUAUCCGAGUCGCCUCACGAAGUUGACCCGAAGCACCUUCAUCGCCUUGCUGCUCGCGAUCGUGCCUACGGACUUUUGUCGGUGCUGACUAAGCUUGGCAGCUCGUGGGACAACUCCGAGGCCUGGUACGCCCUGUCUCGCGCUUACGAGGCUGGUGACCAGAUCGAGAAACUGAAGGAGGUUCUCUGGUGGUGCAUUGAGCUUGAAGACCGUCGGCCAAUCCGACACUGGUCUAACAUUAGCUCUGGUCUAUAUGUGCUCUGA